UUUUUUCAGUUUAAUAAGAAGUCUGUUCACCAACAGAAGGAAAUCCCGUCCUUUCAUUGGAGAUCCAACAAUCAGAAAACCCGACAGAUUCAUCUUUGCAAUCAAAUGUUAAAUCCAGUGUUUUGGAACAUGGGUGGUAAUUAUGGGCUAGCGGUCUUGGUGGGCGUGGCCAUACUUCUGGAGGCUGUCCAAUGUCAAGUGAACUGCAAAGGAGCAAAUGGUGAACGAGGAGUGAACGGCGCGCCGGGCAGGAAUGGGUUGCUUGGAAUGAAGGGAGAGAAAGGAGAGCCAGCUGUGAUGAUUCAAGGUCCAGUGGAUACAGCCAGCCUACUGAGGCAGAAAGGGGAGUUGGGAAAUCGAGGCACGCAAGGACCCCAGGGCCCAAAAGGUUUCCGUGGAGAUUUGGGGAAAGAGGGUGAGGAUGGCCCCCCAGGUCCUCCUGGCCCAGACGGCAGGUUGUCCCAAGCAAGACACACCUCUCAGCAGGAGUCCCGUUCGGCCUUCUCAGUGAUCAGAACCGACCGCAAUUAUCCUGCCUUCAGCCAGAAAAUAACCUACCAAAAAGUUGUGGUCAACACAAAUGGUGAUCUUGACACACGCACUGGUGUCUUCACCUGCAGAGUACAGGGUACCUAUUACUUCAACUUCCACUCUGUGGCCAAGGUCAGCAUGUGCCUGAAAAUAGUCUAUGAUGGACCAGGAGGAACCCUGGGAUUCUGUGAUUUUAACAGAUCAAACAGGCAAUCUGAGCAGGUUGGUUUCAGGUCCAGUGAGAAACAUGGAGGGAAAACAUUUGAUCAAACAACCACACAAAUAUCUGUUUGUCUAAAAGAAAUCAUCCUCUAAUAAUAUCCCUGUA
This is a messenger RNA of Neolamprologus brichardi, 859 nucleotides long. The record is from RefSeq and is a predicted model, not a curated record. Lineage: Eukaryota; Metazoa; Chordata; Actinopteri; Cichliformes; Cichlidae.